Sander lucioperca (pikeperch) is the source of this 1687-nucleotide messenger RNA. It is a transcript of the gene grinaa, whose product is annotated as glutamate receptor, ionotropic, N-methyl D-aspartate-associated protein 1a (glutamate binding). Lineage: Eukaryota; Metazoa; Chordata; Actinopteri; Perciformes; Percidae. The coding region runs from base 300 to 1343 and encodes 347 amino acids. The record is from RefSeq and is a predicted model, not a curated record. Gene Ontology annotation, cellular component: Golgi apparatus; membrane; endoplasmic reticulum. The transcript is spliced from 7 exons. Gene Ontology annotation, biological process: negative regulation of apoptotic signaling pathway.
GUAUCAUAAAAUAAAUCUUAUAAUACAAUACAUCCAUUGUCAGUUGGAUAAAUUGGUCAUUUUGCGUAACCAUGGAAUGGAUGUACAAGAACACGCGGAGAUUCCCACACAUCACAUGACGACGUAGUGUGACGUCGUCAGCUGCUCGAGCCUGUUGUUCAGUCCAGAUCAUUAUUAUUAAACAUCCAUGGUCCAGACCAGGAGGAGGCGGAGGGAGAGUUAACGUUAAUGUCGGCAGCUACUCUGAAAUAAACACAUUAAAGAUUGUUCUAGCAGCAGAGUGAGCCUUCCCCCACACCAUGUCCCAGGAGAAGAGUGGAUACCCUGUUAUGGGUGAGAACAACCCACUUCAUAACAACGUUUAUGGACCCCCUCAGCCAGGUUUCGGUAUGCCCCCUCCCAACUACAGCCAAGCCCCAGGAGGACCGUACCCACCAGCAGCUGGCUAUGGACAGCCGGGCUUCCCCCAGGCAGGCCCAGGUUUUGCCCCUGGUCCCUACCCUCAGAUGCCUUACCCUCAGAUGCCCUACCCACAGGGACCCUACCCACAGGGGCCUUAUCAGCAAGGGGUCGCACAACCAGGCUUUCUUGGUGACCCAUCGGAAACUGUCGGCAGUGCUGGUUACCAUGGUGAUGUGCCUCCAUCUUACUACGACAAUGAGGAGUUCACCAACUCUGGCUUUGAGGACAAGAGCAUCCGACAAGCCUUCAUCAGAAAAGUCUUCAUGGUUCUCACAGUGCAGCUGAUGAUCACUUUCUCCUUCGUUGCAGUCUUCACCUUUGUUGAUGAGGCCAAGUUCUUUGUGCGACGUAAUCCAUGGACAUACUAUGUGUCCUAUGCAGUCUUCUUUGUGUCUCUAAUCGUCCUCAGCUGUUGUGGAGACUUCCGCCGCAAGCACCCCUGGAACUUGGUUGCACUGUCCAUCCUGACCCUGAGCCUCUCCUACAUGGUGGGCAUGAUCGCCAGCUUCUAUGACACAGAGACCGUCAUCAUGGCCGUGGGCAUCACUGCAGUGGUCUGCUUCACUGUCGUGCUCUUUUCACUACAGAGCAAGUAUGACUUCACUUCCUGUCGGGGCGUGCUGUUUGUGUGCCUGAUUGUGCUGUUGCUCUUCUCCAUCCUCUGCAUCUUCAUCCGCCACAGGAUCCUGCACAUCGUCUAUGCCUCACUGGGGGCCCUGCUCUUCACCUGCUUUUUGGCUGUGGACACUCAGCUUCUCCUGGGCAACAAGAAGAUGUCUCUGAGUCCAGAGGAGUACAUUUUUGCCGCCCUCAACCUCUACACUGACAUCAUCAACAUUUUCCUCUACAUCCUGACUAUUGUUGGACGCUCCCGGGAAUGAGGCUGCACCUUAGAGAGAAAAGGAGUGAGAUAGAGAAUGCCUCCUUUUAAUUGUGAAAUUUUGCUAACAUGCUCUCUAACUCAAACUUUUUCUUCACUCAGGCAGUUGUGCUGUGGAGCAGAUUCAGCCUGUCAUAAAAUCCAGCUGAGGGACACUAUUUAUUUUAUUCAAAUCUUGCCAUUAGUGACAGAAGUAUACUUCCUCCUUUCUUUUUAUUCAAUUUUGAUCACUCUGCUUGCUGUUACUGCCCUAUGCUUCUAACACGUGGCUAUAUUACCUAUCCCCCAACUACCAGUUUGGCUCUGCUCAUACAGUGUAAAAGCUGUUAUCCUGUGAAUGCCUUU